Molecule: messenger RNA, 1125 nt
Organism: Xenopus tropicalis (tropical clawed frog)
Lineage: Eukaryota; Metazoa; Chordata; Amphibia; Anura; Pipidae
Gene: tst
Product: thiosulfate sulfurtransferase
Cellular component (GO): mitochondrion
Molecular function (GO): thiosulfate-cyanide sulfurtransferase activity; sulfurtransferase activity
Source: RefSeq, marked provisional
AUGGCCCAGCAGCUGCUUUCCAGGGCACUGGUCUCUGCCAGCUGGCUCUCUGCAGCCCUGAAAGAAAGUCAGGCAGGAGCAGCCUUGAGGGUCCUGGAUGCCUCAUUCUACUAUCCAGCCAUCAGAGAUGGGCGCAAGGAGUAUGCGGAGAAGCACAUACCAGAAGCCCUGUACUUUGAUAUAGAUGAAUGCAAAGACAAGUCAUCCCCAUAUGAAGUGAUGCUUCCCAGUGAAGCUGAUUUUGCCAAGUAUGUGGGUAAACUUGGCAUUAACAAUGAGAGUCACGUGGUAGUGUAUGAUGCUGACCAUCUGGGCAUGUACUAUGCACCACGUGCUUGGUGGAUGUUUAAAGUAUUUGGGCAUCACAAGGUGUCGGUGUUGGAUGGGGGGUUCCGGAAUUGGCUAAGCCAGGGGCUUCAAGUGACUGCGGAGGUGCCCAAAGUAGAGCCAGAGACAUACAAGGCAGUCCUCAACUCCUCCCGUGUAAAGACCUAUGAGGACAUUCUGAGGAACAUGGACAGCAAGGAGUUCCAGCUGGUAGAUUCCCGCUCGGAGGGGAGAUUCCAAGGGACAGAGCCUGAACCAGGAGAAGGAAUUUAUCCAGGACACAUCCCUGGAUCCUCGAACCUUCCAUUUACUAGCUUCCUCACAGAAGAAGGCUAUGAGAAGUGUCCAGAUGAAAUUCGGAAUCUCUUUCAGCUCAAAGGCAUUGAUCUGAACAAACCCCUGACCAUUACCUGUCGACGUGGUGUCACUGCCUGUCAGCUGGUCAUGGCCUCCUACAUCCUUGGCAAGGAAGACACUGCAGUCUAUGAUGGCUCCUGGUUUGAAUGGUUUCACCGCGCCCAACCAGAACACAAGAUUUCUGAAUGGAAAAAUCAAUAAAUGUGGAUAUUUCUAGGGUAUAUCUAUACUAACCUACUGAACAAUGUCUGCCACAGAUGGUAGAAAGGAUACUAACAUGGAAACUGUUUUUGGUUUAAUGUGCAGGGGGUGAUAGUAUUGUACAUUGUGCAGUAUACACUUUUUCUUGUUGUAUUUCUGAUUUUCUAUACUUCUGAAGUGAACUUGGUAUUUUCUAUAAUCUGUGCAUGUUAUUAUCAAUAAAAUGUGCUGAUUUAUUAA